Astrephomene gubernaculifera is the source of this 1201-nucleotide messenger RNA. The record is from the annotation of a GenBank genome assembly. Lineage: Eukaryota; Viridiplantae; Chlorophyta; Chlorophyceae; Chlamydomonadales; Astrephomenaceae.
GUGUAAUUGCGUAUUACAAUUGGUCUGAGAGGGUUGGAUGCAACGCUGAGCAAACUGUCGGCAGAAUGUUUCCUGCCUCAGCGGGUUUGCGCGGGGAUGGCGCUGGCUCGAUGUGCACAAACAACCUUUCCGGAGCGCCUGGGGCGCCACCACGGGUUUCCUUGUCGCUGCGGUCUGUUCCUGGCCUACCUAAGCGCAAGCGCUCAGGCUUUCACAUUAGCGCCUCAAUCCGUCGUAUAUUUUCUGGACGAAGCGGUGCCCUACAAUUUGGGUUUACUCGCGAGACCCCGGAGGCAGCCGAACCACACGGCCAUGAGACGCGUCAUGUCCUUGCGUCCGCAUCCAUUACAAGCAGCGCAGCAACUGCAGCGCCCACAGCGACCACAUUCGCAACCUCAUUCGCCACCUGCUCCAGACCCCCGGUACCUGGUCUCGCUAGCUCGCAUCUCCUUCCUCCUGAAAUUGACCUCUUACGGCUUAGCACUGGAAGCAGCGUGAACGGAAGCAGCGUCAACGACGGCAGCAGCGUUAAAGGAAGCAGCUCGAGCUCAUCCGCCCCGUCAGCAUUAUCAGAAACAACAACCGCAACAACAACAACAGCAGGAGCAGUCCCUCAUGUCACCAACAGCACCGCCGCCGCGGCCACCGCCGUCGCCUCAUGUCGGCGGUUGUGCUUCACGGUUCCCUCCUUCGCCACCCAGCCGGGUCAGCAGUUGGUGGUGGUUGGCGGUUGCGAGCGGUUGGGUCGUUGGCGGCCGGCGGAUGGGCUGUUGCUGACGUGGCACGAGGGGCAUCGCUGGAGGGGCGAGGUGGAGUUGCAGCGAGAGGAGGGGGAGCGGCUGGGGAAGGAGGGUCUGGAGUUCAAGGUUGUGAUGGUAGACAGCCGCAGCCGCAGUGUGCUAUGGGAGCCGGGGCGCAACCGGGUGCUGCAGCUUCCAACCCAAGCUCCAAGCGGCGACUCCCCCGCUCACCCGGAGGUGCUCUGCGAAUGGGGCAACGAGCUCAGCCACGUCAGCACCGCAUCGCAGCAGCAGCAGCAGCCCGCAGCAGCAGCAGCCGCAGCAGCUGCCGCCUCUUUCUCACCCCCCGGCAGCACCCUUCCCUCUUCCUCCUCCACAUCACCCGCCUCCUCUUCCUCCUCCUCCACGACUCCUACCCCUCCUGCUCCCCCGCUGCUUCGCGCCCGAGUGCAAGUCGUGGU